Zalophus californianus (California sea lion) is the source of this 7738-nucleotide messenger RNA. It is a transcript of the gene TRERF1, whose product is annotated as transcriptional regulating factor 1. Bases 724 to 4395 code for a protein of 1223 amino acids. Gene Ontology annotation, molecular function: transcription corepressor activity. Lineage: Eukaryota; Metazoa; Chordata; Mammalia; Carnivora; Otariidae. The transcript has 18 exons. The record is from RefSeq and is a predicted model, not a curated record. Gene Ontology annotation, cellular component: histone deacetylase complex; transcription regulator complex. Gene Ontology annotation, biological process: negative regulation of DNA-templated transcription; regulation of transcription by RNA polymerase II.
CGCGCGGCCCCGCGCUGCAAAUUUCCACCGGGGAGGGAGAGUGGCUGGAUGCGGAGAGUUUGGAGUUGCUUGCCGCGGAGGGCAGGAAGGGGAGCAGGGCCGGGAAAGGGGGCUGGCGGGCGCUAUAUCUGGGAGUAAGUUUCCAGGAUCAGGAGAGCCUGCACGCUUGCACGCUACUCUGCUCGCCCCCCCCUCUCACCCCCCAAGCGGAGUCUGGUCUUGUCGGAUUGCCCAUGCACUUGUUGCAGAAACAGCCAAGGCCCUGGCUCUCUCGGAUACUGAAGGAGGAAGACAUGGAAGCAGGACAACCCUGAACAAUUAAGCCUCUUAAUCCUGAAACAGAACCAGGCCUCCCCUUCCCACCUGCCCAGAAGCAUGAGAGCAGCAUGACUGGCCAGCUGCAGGAGAAGCCCCCAGAGCCAGGCCCCCAACUCAACCAUCUGCUGCGGAGGUCAAGGUGUGCGCGGCAUCUCUGCACCACGGCAGUGUUUGGUCCGUACCUCGGCCCGCGUGAUGAUGUCAAGCCCCCCGCUCUGCACAUGAGUGGUACAGGCCAACAGGAACAUCUGGCUGCAGCCACGCUCACAGACAUGUCAGCCGUGGAAUAGUGUGGACGCCUUCUCUCAGCUUCUCAGGGUUUCAGUCCUUUUGGGUUUGUUUCAUUGACCUUUUUUUUUUUUUUUAUGGUUUUGUGGCUGGACGUUCCCGGCCAAGGCAGGCGCCAUGGGGGAUCAGCAACUCUACAAGACCAAUCACGUGGCCCACAGUGGUGAGAACCUUUUUUACCAACAGACCCCACUUGGCAUCCAUGGCGGGCUGAACCACAACUAUGGGAAUACAGUCACAGGGGCUGGAAUGGAGGCCCCUCAGGCGUCACCCAUCUCCCCCCACUUCCCUCAAGAUACUCGGGAUGGUCUAGGCUUGCCUGUUGGCUCCAAAAACCUGGGCCAAGUGGAUACCUCGAGGCAGGGAGGGUGGGCAGGUCAUACCGGGCCUGGAAACCACGUCCAGUUACGCGGCAACCUGACCAACUCAAACAUGAUGUGGGGGACCCCGGCCCAGCCUGAGCCCACCGAUGGCUACCAAUAUACCUACUCCCAGGCCAGCGAGAUCCGGACCCAGAAACUCACCAGCGGUGUCCUGCACAAGCUAGACUCCUUCACCCAGGUGUUCGCCAACCAAAACCUGCGAAUUCAGGUCAACAAUAUGGCCCAGGUGCUGCACACCCAAUCGGCAGUGAUGGAUGGGGCCCCUGACAGUGCCCUCCGCCAGUUGCUGUCCCAGAAGCCCAUGGAGCCCCCAGCGCCGGCUCUUCCUGCUCGCUACCAGCAGGUGCCCCAGCAGGCUCAUCCUGGUUUCCCCAGCGGGCUGUCCAAACCAGCCCUGCAGGUAGGGCCACACGCCAGCCAGGGGCACCUGUAUUACGACUACCAGCAGCCGCUGGCUCAGAUGCCAGUGCAGGGAGGACAGCCACUGCAGGCCACCCCAAUGCUGUCCCAGCACAUGCAGCAGAUGCAGCAGCACCAGUAUUACGCGGCAGCACCGCCACAGGCUGGGCAGCAGCACAUGCCCCUGCAGGACCUGCCGCAGCCGCCACCGCCGCCGCAGCCCCGCCCGCCGCAGCCUCAGCAGCCCCAACAGCAGCUGCAGCAGCGGCAGGGUCCGAUGCAGAUACCUCAGUAUUACCAGCCCCAACCCGCGAUGCAGCACUUGCAAGAGCAGCCUCAGCAACAGCAGCAGCAGAUGCACCUGCAGGCACCCUCUUAUCACAGGGACCCCCACCAGUACGGCCCGGAGCAGGCGCACGCUGUCCAGCUGAUCCAGCUGGGCUCCAUGCCCCAGUACUACUAUCAGGAGCCCCAGCAGCCCUACAGCCACCCCCUCUGCCAGCAGAGCCACCUGCCCCAGCACCAGCAGCGUGAGGACAGUCAGCCCAAGACCUACCCGAGUGACAGGCAGGCCCAGGCCAUGCUGAGCUCCCACGGUGACCUGGGGCCUCCUGAUGCAGGAAUGGGAGACCCAGCAAGCUCGGACCUGAACCGGCUCAGCGGGGCCCUCCCCCACCGGCCGCUCCUGUCCCCCGGUGGGAUCCACCUCAACAGCGUGGGGCCUCAGCACCAGCAGCUGUCUCCCAGUGCCCUGUGGCCCCAGAUGCACCUACCUGAUGGCAGAGCCCAGCCAGGGUCCCCCGAGUCAAGUGGCCAACCAAAAGGAGUGUUUGGGGAGCAAUUUGAUGCCAAGAACAAACUGACGUGCUCCAUCUGCCUGAAGGAAUUCAAGAGCCUACCUGCCCUGAAUGGCCACAUGCGGUCCCAUGGGGGAAUGAGAGCCUCCCCCAGCCUCAAACAGGAGGAAGGAGAGAAGGCCCUGCCGCCUCAGCCUCAGCCUCAGCCCCAGCCUCCACUGCCACCUCCGCCGCCACCGCAGCUCCCUCCCGAGGCAGAAAGCCUCACGCCUAUGGUCAUGCCCGUGUCUGUCCCUGUCAAGCUUCUCCCGCCCAAGCCAGGCUCUCAGGGCUUCGCCAGCAGCAUCGUUGCCGCCCCCUCCGCCAGAGACAAGCCAGCCAGCUCGAUGUCGGACGACGAGAUGCCCGUGCUCGAAAUCCCCAAGAAGCAGCAGCCCGGCGCGGCCAAAGCCGAAGAAGCCCUCAAGAGCUUGCCGGAGAAGAAAAAGUUCCGGCACCGGCCCGAGCCGCUCUUCAUCCCGCCACCGCCCUCCUACACCGCCAACCCCGCCGCCUCGUACUCGGGCGCCACCCUGUACCAGAGCCAGCUGCGCUCCCCGCGCGUCCUCGGGGACCACCUGCUGCUGGACCCCGCCCACGAGCUGCCCCCCUACACGCCCCCGCCCAUGCUGAGCCCGGUGCGCCAGGGCUCGGGGCUCUUCAGCAACGUGCUCAUCGCGGGGCACGGCCCCGGCGCCCACCCGCAGCUGCCCCUCACGCCCCUGACGCCCACGCCGCGGGUGCUGCUGUGCCGCUCCAACAGCAUUGAUGGCAGCAACGUGACAGUCACCCCAGGGCCUGGAGAGCAGACCAUUGAUGUUGAACCACGCAUCAACAUUGGCUUGAGGUUCCAAGCAGAGAUCCCAGAACUUCAGGAUGUCUCUGCCUUGGCCCGGGACACACACAAGGCCACACUGGUAUGGAAGCCCUGGCCAGAGCUGGAAAACCAUGACCUCCAGCAAAGAGUGGAGAAUCUCCUGAAUUUGUGCUGUUCAAGUGCGUUGCCUGGUGGAGGGACCAAUUCUGAAUUUGCUUUGCACUCUCUUUUCGAGGCCAAAGGUGAUGUGAUGGCCGCCCUGGAAAUGCUGCUGCUGCGGAAGCCGGUCAGGUUAAAAUGCCAUCCUUUAGCAAAUUACCACUAUGCCGGUUCGGACAAGUGGACUUCCCUAGAAAGAAAACUGUUUAAUAAAGCACUAGCCACUUACAGCAAAGACUUUAUUUUUGUACAGAAGAUGGUGAAGUCUAAGACAGUGGCUCAGUGUGUGGAGUACUACUACACGUGGAAAAAGAUAAUGCGCUUGGGGCGGAAACACCGGACACGCCUCGCAGAAAUCGAUGAUUCUGUGGUGAGUGAAGCUGCUCAGUCGCUGCUUAUGCGGGCCCCGCUCCCGCCCCACACCCAGACGAGUGAAGAAGAAGAAGAGUUAGAGGAGGAGGAGGAGGACCCAGAAGAAGAUAGGAAAUCCACGAGAGAAGAGGAGAGCGAAGUGCCCAAGUCUCCCGAGCCGCCGCCAGGCCCCGUGCUGGCUCCCGCGGACGGGCCGCCCCUGCACGCCCUCAGCCAGCCCUCCGGCUCCUUUAUCUGUGAGAUGCCCAACUGCGGGGCUGACUGUAGAUGUCAUGUCACUCCCUUUCUUCCCCAGGUGUUCAGCUCCCGACAGGCACUGAACGGCCACGCCCGCAUCCACGGUGGCACCAACCAGGUGACCAAAGCCCGGGGGGCCACCCCCUGUGGGAAGCAGAAGCCGGGCAGCACCCAGAGCGGGUACUGCUCAGUGAAGAGCUCCCCCUCUCAUAGCACCACCAGCAGCGAGACAGACCCCACCACCAUCUUCCCCUGCAAGGAGUGCGGCAAAGUCUUCUUCAAGAUCAAAAGCCGUAAUGCGCACAUGAAAACACACAGGCAGCAGGAGGAACAGCAGAGGCAAAAGGCUCAGAAGGCAGCUUUUGCCGCCGAAAUGGCCGCCACUAUCGAGAGGACCGCGGGGGCGCCGGGGCUGCUGCCCCUGGACCAGCUGAGCCUGAUCAAACCCAUCAAGGACGUGGACCUCCUCGAUGGCGACGUGGUCCAGCAGUUGGGAGGCGUCAUGGAAGAGGCUGAGGUCGUGGACACGGAUCUCCUCUUGGAUGACCAAGAUUCGGUUUUGCUUCAGGGUGACGCGGAACUAUAAAGCCCCGCUUGUCACGCAGAGACAGCCAGCACCCACGGCCUCCGUCUUCGUUAAUCAGGAAACCCGGACUUCCUGCUCGCUUUGUAACCAUUUUAAACUACCUGUUUAAAAAAGUGGUCGUUUCAUUCAGGUUUAGGAAAAAAAAAUUUUUUUUUUCAGUUUCUUUUCCUUUUAUUUAAAAAAAAUCAAUGUUUCUGUGGGAGGUUGGAGGGAAUAAAUAAUUGGCACAACUCUAUUUAAGAGGUGUUUCAUCUGGGCUACAUUCCUACGAACUCAUUCCUGGCAGGGAAUAAACCUGACCUUCAAUGUUCUUUUGCUUUCAGAUGUCAACCAUCCUUGCUGCCUUUGAUCCCAAAGCUUGCCGUGAGCGUGUGGAUGCGUGUGCGUGUGUGAAGCAGGCUACCCUCUUCGUGUUGGGGCCUUGGGCCAUCCUUUCCCACUAAGAGUUAUUUUUGUUCUGUUCUGACCUCAUUCUGUGGUUUGCAGUGAACCCGGAGUCUCUGCCAGGAGAUUCUGUGCUAAGGGGUAACUUUCCAGUGAGCAAAAAGCAAGCCCUCGUGUGACACGGCUUUCCUCUAGCACAUACGCCAUUUGGAAAGUUGACCAAAUGUGAAAAUAAGUUUUCUCCCUGCCUUGCCUGUGUCCGUUGGCCUGUUUCCAGGAGUACUGUACAAUUUCAGGCUUUCACUCCAAUGCCCUGCUUUACGGAGGACCUGGUUCCUAGAGCAAGUGCGUCCUCUUGCCUGCUCCCCGGGGAACUAGUUGGUUCCGAUUCGUGGAUUGGCAGAGUCAUGUCCCAGCUUGAGCCAUCUAGAGGAAAACAACCCCAACCAUGAAGUUGCCAGGGCUGUUUAGGGAGAGUGGUUGAGGGGCACACAUUCUGGAACACCAAGAAGUGUUCUUUUGCCCCAAAACUACAGACUGGAAGAGCCCCUUUUUUGCAACACUGUUAAUGGUCCGUGGAGUUCUGGAAUUACUUUGUACCACUUGGAAGUACUGUGAAACUUCAUUCGCUGGGAUUUUGCUGUCAUUCACCUUUGCUGGACCGUUUCCUAACCAAUUUAAUAGCAAAUACAAGUGAAAUAGCAUUAAAGACCAACAAUAAUGGUUUCAGAUACCACUCUAGCUACCAAUAUUUGCAUUCAAACAAGGAAUGUAUUCAUUCAAGUCAUUUACCAAAGCACUUCUAGAAUUCUCCAAGCUACAGAACUCUGCUCUGCUUCUUCCUGUCCCUAUAGCAGGGUUGCUGUUUGUACUUGAAGGUAGUAAGCCUGUAAUCCUUCAAAAAUGGCAUUUAGCUCAGGCUUUUGAGCUGAGUCAGACUGCCCCCUCCCCCGUUGGGGCAAAUUAGCUCGUGUCUUCAGACUGGGACGCAGCCCAGCAGAGAGGACUGCCCCUGGAGGCCUUCCCUUGAGCAUUAAUGCUGCCUGACUCCCGGAAGGAGGGCUUUCAGGCCUUGCCCCACCCCAGGUAGGCUGGUUCCCCCAGCUGGUGUAGGUGUAGCCCAUCGUGCCAGGCUACUCCGCGGGCACAUUAAUUAAUAGCUUGACAUUAGAGAGAAUGUCAGCAGAAGUAUGAGGACAGGACCUGAGCAUCUUUGAAGUUUGACUCUGGCAGAAGCAUUUUAGCACACACUGCAGCCCACCCCGGCUCCGCAGAGGCAGUGUUCUCUGAAUCUCAGGAAAGCCACGGACGGAAGAUAAAUAUAAAGGUUCUUUUCGUUUCCAUCAUUCUGUUUUCAGAAAAAAAGUUCUUGGCAGUUUCAUUCAUCCUUUCUUAUAAGGCAAAAAGAAAGGUUUUAUUUGCUGCCAUUUUAGACAGGUUAUUCUCUCGUCUGUUUCGAGUUAGAACUGCCUAGGCAGUGUGCAUCAACUCUGUGGCAGAAUUGUUCCAGAACCAUUCCGUAAGAUCAGCUGAUUUGAUUGCGUCUGUCCCGGUGACUGCUUCCCCCUGCGUGUGCCGGCGUCUGAGAGUGAUUCUGGAAUGGUUCCGCUAUCGGGUCUAUGAAAGCUUAUCUAUCAAAGGAGCAAACACCCAGAAACAUGUUUAUAAAGCAAAUGUACUUGCUGUGUUUGGAGACUUGCCCAGCCGUUCCAGUUUUAAACAUUAAAAAUAAACUGAGUUGCCAAGGCAAAAAAUGUAAUGCACAAUUUAAUUUUGAUUUUUCAUGCAGUAUAAUGUAAGCAUCUUUGACUUGAAAUAACCAAAGAACUCCUCCUUAACGAGACAGUUCAAAUUCCUGAAGAAGUAUUUCUUGACAAUAUCAACUUAAAGAAUUGACUUCAUGGUAAAAUAUUGCACUUAUUUUCCUUCUGCAAUGAUUCUGCCUGCAUGUAUGUGUUCUGUUUUUGCUUCUCUCACCCUCCCCGCCCCAAAGAACUUCUCUUCCUAAAGAUUAAUGUCUUCAACACCGUUACUGUUUACUAUCAGAUGGUUUUUCAUUAGUGAAUUUAGACCUCUUUGAGAAAGCUUGUAUAUAAAAAGUUAACAGAUAUAUUUUAUGGAAAAACCCAUCUUAUUUUCAAAUAUAUUUAACUGCUGUUAUAUUUUAUUAGAGGAAGGUUGUAAAUAUUUUCUAGGAGUUCUAUUGUAAAGAAAAGUAUUUUUGAAAAAAAUUAAUGUAAUAAAAACGAAAACAUUUUUAAAUAGUGUUGUGAUUGCUUCCUGUUCUGGCUUCGUUAUGUUCUAUUCUCAGCAAAUGACUUGCAUGCCUUCCCAUUUCAGGAUGUAAUUUAUUCAAGUUUGCACUAUUAUAAGUUGACAUCAUAAUAUUUAGUGUACUUAACUGUAUUUUCCCCGGAAUGCAGGUCCCUUGGUCCGUAUCCAAAGCACUAUGUAUUAGCAUCUUCAUAAUUUUUUCUUUUGUAAUGUGUGUAUUUUUAAUAAGGAUUUUAUGUAACAUUUUGGCAAAGAGAGGGCAGUAUUUUCUAGUGAAUUUUAUAAUACAUUUUGCUAAAAAUGUUUCUUCCUAGGUCAGUUUUUGUUAAGGUGAACCAAAAGUCUUAUUUUACCAGGGGCUUAAAAAAAUAAAAAGUUUGAAGCUUGAAAGCAAAGUUAUAUUUAAACAUCAUAUGUAACAAACAAAUAAAGAUGUUUUAUAGACUUGUCCUAAAAAGGUGCAUUCCUUCAAAAUAAAACAGGCAUUCUAGGUUGGUUUUUUCCCCUAGAGUUGAAAGCAUUUUUUUUUAAAGUUCUCACAAUCCUUUUUUCAGAAAGAGAGCCAGAAGAAUUUCACUUAAAAGGUUCCAGUCAUUAACCUUCUCAGAAAUUUAUUAUAGUUCCUAUAGAUAGGCAUUCAUCAAACAGAGAUGUAACCAAAUAGACACUGUCCUAUUUAUUUGUG